This is a messenger RNA of Orcinus orca (killer whale), 4675 nucleotides long. It is a transcript of the gene INTS8, whose product is annotated as integrator complex subunit 8. Gene Ontology annotation, cellular component: integrator complex. The coding region runs from base 151 to 3138 and encodes 995 amino acids. Gene Ontology annotation, molecular function: protein binding. NCBI's taxonomy places the organism in Eukaryota, Metazoa, Chordata, Mammalia, Artiodactyla, Delphinidae. The transcript is spliced from 28 exons. The record is from RefSeq and is a predicted model, not a curated record. Gene Ontology annotation, biological process: snRNA 3'-end processing.
GCGCAGCCAUUUUGGACUGUGUGGGUUUCCGGGACGUUUCGAGUGCGUCCUAGGUCUCGGGGGUUCCGCAGAUCACAGGCCCAGGGCCCGCGUCCGAGUGUCAGGUUGGAGCCGGGAAACGUCCCAGGGGGUAGCGGCGGCGGGGGCAGGAUGAGCGCGGAGGCGGCGGACCGGGAGGCGGCCACCUCCAGCCGGCCCUGCACCCCGCCGCAGACCUGCUGGUUCGAGUUCCUGCUGGAGGAGUCGCUGUUGGAGAAACAUCUGCGUAAGCCCUGCCCGGAUCCUGCACCAGUUCAACUUAUAGUCCAGUUUUUGGAACAGGCUUCUAAACCUUCAGUUAAUGAACAGAACCAAGUUCAACCUCCACCUGAUAACAAGAGAAAUCGUAUUUUAAAGCUUCUUGCUCUUAAAGUUGCUGCACAUUUGAAGUGGGACUUAGACGUAUUAGAGAAAAGUUUGUCUGUUCCAGUAUUGAAUAUGUUACUAAAUGAACUGCUGUGCAUCAGUAAAGUUCCUCCCGGAACAAAGCACAUAGACAUGGAUCUGGCCACUUUACCUCCAACCACUGCCAUGGCUAUACUUCUCUACAAUAGAUGGGCAAUUAGGACAAUUGUUCAAAGUAGUUUUCCUGUCAAACAACCAAAACCUGGACCUCCUCAGUUAAGUGUUAUGAAUCAGAUGCAACAGGAGAAAGAGCUAACAGAAAAUAUUUUGAAAGUGCUAAAAGAACAAGCUUCUGAUUCUAUCUUGGUACUAGAGGCAGCCCUUAAAUUAAACAAGGAUCUUUAUGUCCACACGAUGAGAACGCUAGAUUUAUUGGCCAUGGAGCCAGGCGUGGUAAAUGGAGAGACUGAGAGUUCCACUGUUGGAUUGAAAAUCAAAACCGAGGAGAUGCAGUGCCAGGUGUGUUAUGAUUUGGGUGCAGCAUACUUCCAGCAAGGCUCUACAAAUCCAGCUGUCUAUGAAAAUGCCAGAGAAAAAUUUUUUAGAACCAAAGAACUAAUUGCAGAGAUAGGUUCAUUAUCUCUUCAUUGUACCAUAGAUGAGAAGCGGUUAGCUGGCUAUUGUCAAGCGUGUGGUGUUCUUGUACCUUCUUCUGAUAGUGCAUCUCAGCAAUUGACUCCAUAUAGUCAAGUCCAUAUUUGUUUGAGAUCUGGCAACUAUCAGGAGGUAACAAAGAUUUUCGCUGAAGACAAUUUAACCUUCAGUUUACCUGUGCAGUUCCGGCAGUCAGUCCUAAGAGAGCUCUUUCAGAAAGCUCAACAGGGAAAUGAAGCUCUAGAUGAAAUCUGUUUUAAAGUCUGUGCCUGUAACACAGUCCGUGAUAUAUUGGAAGGUAGAGCGAUUGGUGUUCAAUUUAACCAGCUAUUUCUUAGACCUAAUAAAGAGAAAAUAGACUUUCUUCUUGAGGUAUGUUCAAGAUCAAUAAAUUUAGAAAAAGCUUCAGAUUCUUUGAAAGGAAACAUGGCUGCUUUUCUAAAGAAUGUGUGUCUGGGGUUGGAAGACCUGCAGUAUGUUUUCAUGAUUUCUUCACAUGAGCUUUUCAUUACAUUGUUGAAAGAUGAAGAACGAAAGCUACUGGUUGAUCAGAUGAGGAAGAGAUCCCCUAGAGUAAAUCUGUGCAUUAAACCAGUAACUUCAUUUUAUGAUAUCCCAGCCUCAGCAAGUGUCAACAUUGGCCAGUUGGAGCAUCAGCUGAUAUUGUCAGUAGAUCCCUGGAGGAUUCGACAGAUUUUAAUUGAAUUACAUGGUAUGACUUCAGAGCGCCAAUUCUGGACCGUGUCUAAUAAGUGGGAAAUACCUUCUGUCUAUAGUGGUGUUAUCCUGGGAAUCAAAGACAAUUUAACAAGAGAUUUGGUUUACAUUCUAAUGGCCAAAGGUUUACACUGCAGUACUGUUAAGGACUUUACCCAUGCUAAACAGCUAUUUGCUGCUUGUUUGGAGUUGGUGACAGAAUUCUCACCAAAACUUCGUCAGGUCAUGCUGAAUGAGAUGCUGCUUUUGGAUAUUCAUACACAUGAAGCUGGAACAGGGCAAUCUGGAGAGAGACCGCCUUCUGAUCUUAUUAGUAGGGUGCGAGGAUAUCUGGAAAUGAGGCUUCCUGAUAUUCCUCUUCGUCAAGUUAUUGCCGAGGAGUGUGUUGCUUUUAUGUUAAACUGGAGGGAAAAUGAAUACCUUACCCUGCAAGUUCCUGCAUUUCUGCUUCAGAGUAAUCCAUAUGUAAAGCUUGGACAGCUUUUAGCAGCUACAUGCAAAGAACUUCCAGGCCCUAAAGAAAGUAGACGGACUGCUAAAGACCUUUGGGAAGUUGUUGUUCAGAUCUGUAGUGUGUCCAGUCAACACAAACGAGGAAAUGAUGGCAGAAUUAGUUUAAUAAAGCAGAGGGAGUCUACAUUAGGUAUAAUGUAUCGGAGUGAACUGCUUUCUUUUAUCAAAAAAUUACGGGAACCGUUGGUUUUGACUAUUAUUUUAUCACUCUUUGUGAAACUUCACAAUGUUCGGGAGGACAUUGUGAAUGAUAUUACAGCUGAACACAUUUCUAUCUGGCCAUCCUCCAUCCCCAACCUCCAGUCCGUGGACUUUGAAGCCGUGGCUAUCACAGUGAAAGAGCUAGUUCGGUAUUCCCUCAGUAUAAACCCAAACAACCAUUCCUGGUUAAUUAUUCAGGCAGACAUUUAUUUUGCAACAAAUCAGUAUUCGGCAGCUCUUCACUAUUACCUCCAGGCGGGAGCGGUGUGUUCUGAUUUCUUUAAUAAGGCUGUGCCCCCAGAUGUUUAUACAGACCAGGUAAUAAAACGAAUGAUAAAGUGCUGUUCUUUGCUGAAUUGCCACACACAGGUGGCAAUUUUAUGUCAGUUCCUCAGAGAGAUUGACUACAAAACAGCCUUUAAAUCACUGCAGGAACAAAACAGUCAUGAUGCUAUGGACUCCUACUAUGACUACAUAUGGGACGUUACCAUUUUGGAAUACUUGACUUAUCUUCAUCACAAAAGAGGAGAAACAGAUAAAAGACAAAUUGCGAUCAAAGCCAUCGGCCAGACAGAAUUGAACGCAAGCAACCCAGAAGAAGUGUUACAGCUGGCAGCGCAGAGAAGGAAAAAAAAGUUUCUUCAAGCAAUGGCAAAACUUUACUUUUAAGCAUUCAGAGAAUAACAACUAGAAUGACCAGAGGAGUAGAAGAGAUGUUGCCACAGAUGAGAACAGGCUAAAGAUCAAGAUUUCAGUCUAGAAAGGUAUCUGAAACACACCAUGUGAUUUCAGGUAAGGAUAUACUGAAUACAAACUAAUUCAUCAAAUUUGGCAGAAUUUGGGGAUAGCCCUUAAGGCUCAAAAGAAAAAUGUGGAAGAGGAGAAAAAUACACUUAAGGAAAUUAAUGCAUGAUUCACAGUCCCUCUUCUACCCUCAAAACAAUACAGGCUUCAAAAAUUUCAGAUGAAGGUACUAACGAUAUCCUUAUGUGUUGAAUUUAAGAAAAGUAGAUUGAGAUCGUGUGAAGGAAAAUCUCAGGCAGGAAAGGUGUUUCCUUCUAUCCUAGCACCAUCAUCAGAUAUAAAAAUACUAGGCUGGAUAUAGACCAUUAUUCUAACCUAAUAGCAUUUAUUGCAUUUGAUUGGUUAAUUAGGUUUCAGAGACCAUUUUAUUGAAUCCAAGUGCUAUAACUAGGUAUAGAGAGACAGCGUUGGUCAUUUUGUUUGGCACAGUUAGCCAUGGAACAUUUCACCUAGAUACUAGUUCUAGAAUCAAACCAGGGACUUAUAAUAGGCUCAGAUACUUUGAAGGGAACCAUGAUAAUUAUCCUUCCACCCAAAUCAUAGUGUUCAGAAAAUGUAUUGGAAAAAACUCACUCAUCUUUCCUAAGGAUUAACAUAUCAAAAGUGGUACAUAGUAUUCUCUGGGAUUAAUGCAUUGGUUAAGACAAAAAAAGUUUGCGGUAAAUAUAUCCAUGGAUAAACUUUGAGAACUUACCUCAAGUUUGGAAGCAAUGAAUAAUGAGGUAAUUCCAAUGAGUUGAAGCAUAUUUUUAUUUAUAUCCUUUUGUGUCAACAUAAAUCUAUCAAAAAAGUCUUGCGCAAGAUAAAAUGUUUCCCUAUGAAGUGUGUAUACUUCACACACCUAGAGAAGAAUCCAUUUAAAUAUUAUUCCAUUAAUUUCUCAAAAUUAGAAAGUUACCUCUUAGCAUACCAGAUUUCAGAACACUUUCUGAAGUCCAACUUGCUUUUUAGGAUACCAAAGCUAAAAUGGGGGAAAAAUUAACAUGUGCUAAUAUGAUAAACCUAUUACAGCCCUCUUAGUUUUAUAGGUUUUUUUUCACAUAGACUUACUUUGUUUAUUCCCAGAUACAUUUACACUUGCUGACUAUGGCUGAGUACUUUUUUCCUAUUAAGCUUCUAAUGUUUUUAAAUUAAUUUUUAUUGGAGUAUAGUUGCUUUACAAUAUUGUGUUAGUUUCUACUGUACAGCAAAGUGAAUCAGCUUUACGUAUACAUAUAUCCCCUCUUUUUUGGAUUUUCUUCCCAUUUAGGUCACCACAGAGCAUUGAGUAGAGUUCCCUUGGCUAUACAGUAGGUUCUCAUUAGUUAUCUAUCUUAUUCAUAGUGUCAAUAGUGUAUAUAUGUCAUCUAAUUUUUAUUGAUGCCAAAUGGGUAAGUUUUUAUGCUUAGUUUAUACUCUAAUA